AUGUCAGAUAUUCCUAUUAAAACAGAAGAAAAAAAUAAUGAUAAUACAAUAAUUCAAGAAAGCGAAGAAAAUGCUAAUAAAGAUAGUAAAAUUGUAGAAGAGGAAAGUAUAAAACAAGAUGAUAAUGAUAAAAAAUCGGCAACCACCGCCACCAUUACUACUAGUGGUGAUACCGGUACUGCUAAAAAAAAUGCAACAGUUGAAAGUGGGGAGGACUCAGAUUUAGAUGACGAUGAUAUUCCCGAGCUAGCAGAAGAACAAGGAGCCAAGGUCGAAGACCUCAAUUCUCAAGCUCAAGCAAAUGCUGCGCAACAAUUUCAAAAUUCUGCUGAAACUACAACUGCUGCUGCUACAUCUAAAGAAAUUGCUAAAGUCGAAGAAUCAAUCGAAGAAGAUUCAACGGCUAUUGAUGAAACUAAUGUAGAAGCUAAAGAUAUUGAAUUGGUUAUGCAACAGACUAACUGUUCUCGUGCUAGAGCUGUUAAAGCUCUAAAGAAUAACAAAAAUGAUAUUAUUAAUGCUAUUAUGGCAUUACAAUAA
Messenger RNA from Entrophospora candida, 540 nucleotides. The record is from the annotation of a GenBank genome assembly. NCBI's taxonomy places the organism in Eukaryota, Fungi, Glomeromycota, Glomeromycetes, Entrophosporales, Entrophosporaceae.